AUCUCGCUCGCAGUAAAAGCAUGCGCGCGCGACUGAAGGCUGCUGAGCGGACAGACUAGAUGAUUUAUAUCGACUCGGUAUGAGAGAAAAGAUCUUAGGCUCACGGUAAGGAUUGUUGAUCCGCUGCAACUGGCUGAAAACUAAACGUACAGAGGAAGAUACAGGGAAAAGCAAGAAGAACGCCGUUUCAUAGCAGGAAAGAGCGAGAACGGCUAAUUGAUAUCCAGGAGAUUGGAUAUUUCUUCCUGAAAUCAGUGGCUUUACACCGUUCCAUUUUUACCUUUUCAUUUCUAAUUCUUGAUCGUUCCCACCGCCAAACUGAAGUUCAUCGUUGUGAUCUUGGCCGCCGGGAUGGUGGCCUUCAUUGGAGCAGUUAUCUGUAUCAUCGCCGCCGUGCACACCGGAUCGUCUAAGGUUGUACCACACCAGCAGCCGUCGGCGGACAACCAGUCGCUGUAUGCGCAAUCCGUCGCUCAGACCACGGCGUCGCGGGGCUCCGUGGCUCGGGCCGGACCGCUGGUCGGAGCUCUCCAUGGUUCUGAAACCCCACAGUCGGAGACGCCGACGUUCAAGGCGGGACUCGGGGUCACGGGACUCACCGGACACGACCCGAGGGUCAGUCGACUCAUCUGCACGCCGAUCCCCGCGGGAGAGUGCGACCCGAGAAACUUUAAUCAGCAAGCGGCGGACGAGCCGUUGUCGCUGUCUGCGACCGCGGAGGGGAACCUCCGAACUGCCGCCGAAGAGCUACGGCAGACCGUCCAGCAGCAGGAAGACCAGAUCAUCACCGAUCAACGGACUAUAAGGGAGCUAUCGGGUAAACUGACGGAUUGUGAGAGGGAGCAAGGCGGCCGCAUCAUUUCGGAGAGGCGCGGGAGUGUUGCGGGGAUGCUGGGGGCCAAAGGUGGUGCCACUGCCGCGGUCGUUGCGGAGAAGGGGCAACAUGACCGGAUCAUGGUGCGGGACAGCCCGGCUUCUGCCCCCGACAGUGUCCACCUGCUCACCGUCCGGGCUGUGGACGAACUGGAGCAGGCGAUCACUCAGCUCAAAGAUCGCAUAGAGAAGCUAGAGUCAGACAUCGGCCCAUUCCCCCAAAACCAAACAACGGACACCAACAGCUCCAGGGCAACGGUCGUUGACGACAGCCCAGGGACCCUCUCCGUAACUGGGCAUGGAGGAGCCGACGGUGUGGGUGGUGGAGGACGCAGGGCUGUGGAGGACCUGGAGGGUCAGCUGGAGAGGAAGGUGGAGCUACUGGAGAAAGAGAGGAAAGCCCUGAGGAUGGAGACAGAGAAGCACCGCCAUGACAUUGACCAGGGCCUCCAUCAGCUCCACCUCCGCUUGGCAGGCCUGGAGCACGGCUCCUCCUCGUCACCUCCGUCCUUCCCAGAGGGCUUCCGGGUAUCGUUCCCAUCCCGGACCAACUACAUGUAUGCCCGGGUAAGGGCCAGCCUGCCCCAGCUGAGGGCCAUCACCGCCUGCAUGUGGCUGCGCUCCACGGAGGAGAGGGGGCCCGCGGGCACCCCGCUGUCCUACGCUGUCCCAGGGCAGCCCAACGAGCUGGUGCUCCUACAGGGUCCCCGCUCGGCCCUCGAGCUGCUCAUCAACGACAAGGUGGCCCAGCUGCCGUUGAACCUUACCCGAGGCAGCUGGCAGCACAUGUGUGUGAGCUGGAGCCAGAAGGGCGGAGCUUGGCAGGCCUACCAGGGAGGGAGGCUGAAGGGGGAGGGGCACGGCCUGGCCCCUGGACAUCACCUCCGGGCCGGGGGGCAGCUAGUCCUGGGGCAGGAGCAGGACUCGCUGGGCGGGGGUUUUGACUCAACCCAGGCGCUGGUGGGGGAGCUGGCCCAGGUGGGCCUUUGGGACCGUGUGCUCACCCCUGUCCAGGUGGCGGGUCUGGCCCGCUGUGGGCGUGUGGCGCAGGGCAGCCUGACCAGCUGGACGGAGAGGGAGGUGGAGGUCCAUGGAGGAGCCACCAAACACCCCGGGGAGCCCUGCAGUAAACAUAGCCGGAGCUCCCAGUGAGCCGGAGGGGGAAGACCAGAACCAUGUGUAGGGGAAAGGUGUUGCCACGUGUUUCAUUAGCCCCCCGCCCCCCCUCCCAGUGUGAGAAGAGAAAAAGUCCAACCUCCCAGUGUGUUAUUGAAAGACAAACUUAACAAAAUAAUUUCAUCUCGAGCCUUAGGGAAGAAUGGUCAAAAAUAAUUACUGGCUCGUCUGAUCUCUGCUUAGGUCUUGUAGUGUAACAGUUACAGGAAUUAUUACGAUGAGGGCAUCAUCGUACUGUGAGCCUAUUGGACAAAGGGUUUGUCUGUUCAAUUCUGCUGGGAGCCUUUUGGAUAGAAAGUUUGUAAUUCAAAUCACACUGGGAGCCUACUGGACACAGAGCUUGUCUAUCAAAUCAUGCUGUGAGUUUAUUUGACACAAGAAAGGCCAUUUAAGUAUGGCUGAGCUAGCUUAAAAAAACAAGGGCUAAAGCACAGUAUGAGUGUUAGCCAUUUAACAAAUCACCCACAUGUACACACUAACACACAAACACACACAAAGAAUUAGCAUUGUGCUAGUUCCCAGGCUGGACUUCACUUCACCUUCCCAUGUCGGAGGCGCAGCAGAGAUGAAGGGGUUUCGUGAAGGAGGUAUGUGGGUAUUGCAUAUUGAUGGUGGGGAGAGGGAGAGCCAAUAGUGGGGGAGAGGGAGGUUGUAAUUCAAGGAGAGAAUAGCCGUUAUUCAUGUGAGAAUACGAUGAGAAGCAAAGAACAGCGUGAGAGUUUUUCACAAAGAUAAGCCAAAAAGACGGGAGAGGAGGUGGUGUAGGAGAAGGAGAAGAAGAGGAAGAGUAGUAUGAGGAGGAGGAAAGGUUAUGGUAUAAAUAUAUGGAUUCAGUUGGUAGCUGGCUGACUAGUAGAAUAAAAAAAAAAAGAAUCUCUAUUUGUUUUCCAUUUUUGCCCAGUAUAUUUAGACAUGUGUCAUGAUUGCCCCUCCAUAUCUGUCUGCUGUUAUGGCGAGGGCUAGUAUUUGGCCCAAUUUUGCAAUUCGUGUCUCAAUCUAAAAUAAGACUUAGUGAUUCGUGCUGCCUAUGAGGCUGCUAGUUGCAGAAUGGAGAGGUAGUGGUCUUGCCAGGUCUCAGCACCACACACUAACUGGAAAGAAGGACUUGAAGUGUGAGGUAAUUACACUCCUCUUUGAGGCAAACAAAAGUAUACUAUAAAAAAAAAUCCUAUGUAUAUUAGACAGCAAAUCCAAUAAGUUCAAUAUAAUCAUCAAUUUGCCAUAUUCGUUCCGAAACUAUGGAACACAAGUUUUGCGCUUGAAUGAAAACCAACUGACUUCAACACAUUCCACCUGUUUUUGAAACGCACUGCAAUGUUUCUGAUUUUUGUUAUGUAUAGUAAUUCAUUCGUUUUUCGGUCAAUUAUUGAACGGUACAGCAUCCUCCUGUGCUUGAAAUGCAACCAUCAAAUCUCUUUGUUAACACUUUUCUAACCUGUUUUUCUGUUUUAUUUGAAGGCUUCUGCUGUCUUGUUUGUGAGGAAAAGUGCCUGUUAGGGUAUUCACAGCCAUGUACAAAUUCACAUUGCAUACAAUCUGAUUUAUUUUUGCUGCUGGACAAACCCACACUGCUAUUCACGAUAUUUUCUGACUGAUUAACCACCAGUAAGGCUAUCUCGGGGGAAUAAAAAAGAAAAUGAUGACAAAAAAUAAUUACUCCUAGAUUUGCAAAGUGGCAAGGUACUGUUACAGCUGCAACUGGUGCCUAAUGAGUGAGUCCACAUACGUUGUUUAGCAUGUACUUGUACUCCUGAGGGCGUUUUGCAUUGUGCUUUGUUGUUAAUACGACUCUUUUGGUCGGUAUGUAUCCUGUCAUUUUCCUUAGGGCUUUAAAUGCAGCAGUGUUGUACUUUUUGCAUUACUUUGAGGACUAGCUGUCCAUUUUUUAUUUUCAAUAUAGACUUUUUUUUUUACAAGUUUGCAUCAGUCUGUGAUUAUUUCUAUCUUUGUUUGUAAAUGAUGCUACUAUGUCAGUGUCCCGUGGCUUUGUUGUGUACUGUUUGCCGUAUAAAAUGCAUUGAUGAUGGUGUAUUUCUCACAAUUCAGACAAAUAAAGUUUGGAUUUUAAAUGA
Gadus morhua (Atlantic cod) is the source of this 4121-nucleotide messenger RNA. It is a transcript of the gene nptxra, whose product is annotated as neuronal pentraxin receptor a. Lineage: Eukaryota; Metazoa; Chordata; Actinopteri; Gadiformes; Gadidae. The coding region runs from base 352 to 2025 and encodes 557 amino acids. The transcript is spliced from 5 exons. The record is from RefSeq and is a predicted model, not a curated record.